Molecule: messenger RNA, 2299 nt
Organism: Hemiscyllium ocellatum (epaulette shark)
Lineage: Eukaryota; Metazoa; Chordata; Chondrichthyes; Orectolobiformes; Hemiscylliidae
Gene: fsip1
Product: fibrous sheath interacting protein 1
Exons: 13
Coding region: 163-2127 (654 amino acids)
Source: RefSeq, a predicted model, not a curated record
GGUGAAGGGGGAGGAAGUGGGCGAGAGCUCCAGGAUCCGGCCCUGAGCCUGGCGGGGGAGGUGUGUAUUUGCUCUGGGCUGGAAUUAAACCGAGUCGGUUCAUUUUGCUGUUUACAUAAACGUGAGCGGACCCAUUGGUUUGAUGUCCCGCCUCCUCAGGUGAUGAUAAUGGACAUUGUCAGAGGUCAGCUUGAUGAGAUUUCACGCCCAGCAUCUGAUUCUCGAACUCGUCCUGGGAGCCGGGUGGCAAGUGCUGCAUCACCAGACAGGCGCCGUUUGAGUGUGCGUUCCUCAGGAGCUAUGGUGGUUUUAACUCCUGAACCAAUUUUACCUCAGGAAAGGUCUGACCCUUUGGAUAAUCAUAUUAACUCCACGGAUUCCACAGCAAAUUCUUCCUUUGAGAAUUUGGACAGUCAGCAUGAAACCUUUAAUGAGCAAGAUGGAGUGAACAGUUUGGAUAUUGACAGUGUAGAUGCCAGAACACCCUGUGAAUCUAAGUUAUCACCAGAGGAACAUUUGGACUCCAUUGUACAAGAAAUGCAUGUGUCAGACAAAUCAGCUGACUGUGAAGUGGACCCAGAGAAUCAUUUGUCUACUGCAGAUCAAACCAAACCAUCAAAGGAGGAGUCUGACCACAAUAACCAAGAAGAUUUGGAUUAUAAAGCUGAAGAUGCCCAACUUGAAGAGGCAAUAAUGAAAAUGGAAAAGCUGGAUAAAAUUUUGGUUAUGAAGCAGGAGAAAGAAAGGCAAGUGAAGAAACAAGGAGAAGAGCUAAGGAAAAAGCUUUGGGAGGAGUUUCAGAGGGAGGAAUUGGUGGAGUGCCCUGAGGUGGCAGAAAAUACAAAGAAGUUUCUAGCUUUGACACCAACUGACAAUGGUGUAGACUUGGAGGUUACACCAAUAUUCCACACACAACUCCCCAUGGAGGAAUAUGAAAGAGCUAAUGAUGAAAGAGACCAAGAUUGCCAAGACAGUAGUGAAAGAGUUAAAUUAACUUCAGAAGCCAAAUUACCUUCAGACGCAAACUCUAAAAAUGCCCAUUACAAAGACCAAAGGAACCAAACAUUCUCCCAAAAUAGGAUCAAAGUUAAAGAUUUUGUUAAGAAGAACAUUGAGUUGGCAAAAGAAGCAAAGAACCCAGUGCUACUGACUGAUGAUGAGAAAAAAAGAUUAGCAGAACUACUGAUGGACGUUGAAGCUGAUUCAUCAAUUAGUGAAGACACUUCAGUUCCCUGGGCAUUAUCUGUGGUAGAAAGAGAAGGAUACACUCCAGAACCCAUGGAUCAACAACAGUUGGCUGACAUAGAUGCCAAACUGCAAGUUUUCAAUUUGGAUGAUGAUUUCCCAAUGAUUACCAGCUCAUUGUCCAGUAUACAAACCCAGAAUUAUCAGGGCACUGUGAACAGUCAGGCAGAGAUUGGGCCAGGUGAAGAGGUCCUUAUCCAACUGCGAGAUGAAAGAGAGCUUCACUUGAGGAUGGAAGUGAUAGAACAGCAGCUGAAAAAUCUAGAGACAGCCUUCAGUGAGCCUUCUACUGGUGGUGUCCCAUACAUAUCAGAAGACCAAUUGACUUCCUUACUGGAUGAAUGCAUCCGAUGCCAAAGUUUAGGAAGAAUAUCUGGAAAUGAAGAUUUAGAUUCUGACUCUGUUGCUUCUCGCUCUUUCUGUUCUCCAAGGCCUCAGUCGCUGACUGUCUACAAUAGUCCACGGCUAUCCGAAACCAUUCUUUCCCAGCUUUUGGCAGAUGCAUACAACUCAGGUCUUUCCCCAGCUCCCAGUAGAGGUGAUGGAGGGAGCAAAAUAUCAACUACUGAUCUUGAAAGUGAGGACCCUGCGUACUAUCGCAACAAAGCCAUGGUAAACAUCAGCAGGUUAGCAGUAUCAAGACCAGAUGAUAAUAUAUUGGAGAGUGAAUUGGGAGAGUGGAUGGUGAGAAAUAAUGGAGAAUCCUACAUGACCAGGGCAUUAGAGAUUAAACAAGCGAAGAAGCCUGUAUUCCUGGAUGAUCCAAGUCUUAAUGAAUUCACAGACCAGGAGCUUUCAACAAAUGACUGCAGUCCCACAAUUCCAAAGUUACUACACAUAGAUGAUGAAACUGUUGCUGACACUGGCAUGGAACAAAAUUGACUACAGUUUAUGGGAACCACAGAGCUUAAUGUCAGAAAUUUAUUAAAGAAUGACAAGUCUACUCCUGAGAAAACAUUGUUGCAGCCAAUUACUCUGGUAUUCUGAUUUUUAAUAUUUAAAUUGCCUGGUCUAUCAGCCAGAGCUGACUGACAUAUUGAAUGAGACAAGUCAU